Molecule: messenger RNA, 647 nt
Organism: Amoebophrya sp. A25
Lineage: Eukaryota; Dinophyceae; Syndiniales; Amoebophryaceae
Source: the annotation of a GenBank genome assembly
CUGCCAUGUGUGACUCAGCUGCGGGUCUAGAAAUUAGCCGACAAAAAGCACUUGCAUCGAAUUUAAGGCGAGGCAUCCUAUCCUAUCCUAUCCUAUCCUAUCCUAUGCCACUCGAAAUAUAGCGGAAAAGACUUGCAGCUACUAUGCAGGCGAAAAGAUAGACUAAAGAUAAAUGUCAAUUGCUAUUCAGAUGAGUAUUGCUACUCAGAUGAGUAUUGCUACUCAGAUGAGUAUUGCUGUUCAGUAGAUGAGUAUUGCUAUAUAGAUGAGUAAGUAUUCAGAUGAAAAUUCAAUAUCGUUUUUUUGAAUUUUUGUCCACUCUAAGAAUGACUUUAGCAAGUGCGCGAUAUUUUUGUCGGUGCUGGGAAACGGUUCGAACCUAUUUCGCAAGAAAGGAUCAGUUGCAAAAGUUCACAUUAAGGGUUGGGAGUUGGCCACUCAUAGAUGAAUGCAUAGAUCUAAUAGAACGCUGCUGGAGUCGAAAUUUGUUUGUUUGUUUGUUUGUUUGUCUAUGCUCAUAGAUGAAUGCAUAGUAUGGACAAGUUUUCAAACAGGAAAUAUGUCAUAGAGAUGCAAGCUAGAAGGUGGGUCAACUUGCAGCUGCUAAUCACAGACGCAGGAGGAGGGGGGUCGUGCACACUUACGAC